Messenger RNA from Limanda limanda (common dab), 1603 nucleotides. It is a transcript of the gene chmp2a, whose product is annotated as charged multivesicular body protein 2A. The transcript has 6 exons. Gene Ontology annotation, biological process: late endosome to vacuole transport; protein transport; endosome transport via multivesicular body sorting pathway. Gene Ontology annotation, cellular component: ESCRT III complex; multivesicular body. The record is from RefSeq and is a predicted model, not a curated record. NCBI's taxonomy places the organism in Eukaryota, Metazoa, Chordata, Actinopteri, Pleuronectiformes, Pleuronectidae. The coding region runs from base 122 to 784 and encodes 220 amino acids.
AUCUCUCUGAACACGGAAGCGUCGGGGGGAAGAAAAAAAACAAAUAGUCGCAGACAUUGUUGUGAGAAAACGUCCGGAGACACUUUGACCCGCGGGAAUCGAACCUUUUCUACGGCUCACGAUGGAUUUCCUGUUCGGGAAAAGACGGACCCCGGAGGAGAUGCUGCGGCAGAACCAGCGGGCGCUGAACCGGGCCAUGAGGGACCUGGACCGGGAGCGGAGCAAACUGGAGCAGCAGGAGAAGAAGAUCAUCGCUGACAUCAAGAAAAUGGCCAAACAGGGACAAAUGGAUGCCGUCAAGAUCAUGGCGAAGGAUUUGGUUCGCACAAGGCGCUACGUGAAGAAGUUCAUCAUGAUGAAAGCAAACAUCCAGGCCGUCAGCUUAAAGAUCCAGACGCUCAAGUCCAACAACAGCAUGGCGCAGGCCAUGAAAGGCGUCACCAAGGCCAUGGCCACCAUGAACAGACAGCUGAAACUGCCUCAGAUUCAGAAGAUCAUGAUGGAAUUUGAAAAACAGAGUGAAAUCAUGGACAUGAAGGAGGAGAUGAUGAAUGACGCCAUUGACGACGCCAUGGGGGAUGAAGACGAUGAGGAGGAGAGUGACGCCAUCGUGUCCCAGGUGCUGGACGAGCUGGGUCUGAACAUGUCCGAUGAACUGUCACAUCUCCCGACCCCCGGAGGAAACCUGUCGGUGGCCGGAGGAAAGAAGGUGGAGCCCCAGGCCGCCCUCGCCGACGCCGACGCCGACCUGGAGGAGCGGCUGAACAACCUGCGGAGAGACUAAACCCAGUAUCUGACACACUGGGUUUGUCCAUAAAGACACAAACACACUCUAGAUUCUUUUUGAAGGUGUAACUGGCAGAUCGCUGGCUGUUUCCCGGCCUGUGUGUUGCUUUCUGUUUUGAGGUGUUUUCGUUUUAUGCGUGUAUCUUGUAUUUAAUCCAAAAAUAGAAAAACAAACAACCCCACAAGGGUCAUUGUCCCUCAUAGGUUUAGAAAACUCAUGUCACGUUUAAGACUUUGCCAAAUGACGCAGAUCCUCUGAGAGUUGAUUUCACAGUCUGUGUAAAAACAAACUCGUCCAGGCAUGAUGUUUUCACAGCCGAAACUAACACUAACGCUGACAUGUUUAAAAGAACCCGGGUGACCGUGGGUAAUAUUACACAGGUGGAUAUUUUAUAUGGGUGACGUAUACAUACUCAGCACUUUUUGUACAUCAGACAGGUUUGGUGUUCGUUGUAUCAUCCUCACCACGAUUAUCUUAGGAAAUAUACUCUAUAGCCCAGACACAAAGUUUUGAUCAGUUUAUUUGUGAGAGUUGACAGAGGUCAGGGUCUAAGUGAAGAUUGUGAUUGGGUAUUAUCUCAGCAAUGUUUCUGUCUAUUCACCGAUAGGACGGUUUUAUUUUCUGAAAUUAUCUAAAUGAUCAGAGACAAAGAAGGAAAGUGUUUAGAGCCGACUCAUCACUCCUGAAAGUCCUGAGAUCUGCUGGACUUUCACCAAAAUGUUCAUAAAGAGUCGGUGAGGUUUUUGUUUUUUUCAAGCUGUUUGGUUUUUUUUGCCUUUUCUUUAUUCAAUAAACUUUUUUUCCAGAUUUAACAAA